ACACCCAACACCCAAAGCGAAACGUCAUUCAGUGUUCUGUUUACGUUUGUCCAGUUCGCGAGUAAUUUCUAAGCAAAAAUCUACUAAAUUAGUGCAAAAAUAUGAAACGAUCUGCAAAACUACUAAUUUGGACCGUUAUUUAGCUACGCAAAUUUCCUGGGUAAGCACCGAAAAUGCUCCCCCAGUAUGAACGACUCGUGGACCCUGGGUCUCCCGGUGGUUCGGAAUCGUCUCCGGGCCGGAGCGCAGUUCGAGUUCGCUUCGGUAAAUUGGCUGUGAUUACGGUAAUGUUCCCGGUGGUAGGAUUCCUAUUUUGCGUGGUGUGGUCGCUACUGUACAACUUUGACCAGGCCAACGCCACCCACUGUAUGGUGUACAACUUCCUGCCGUCGCUGUCGGCCGCCAUCGGGAAUUACCAACCGCAGCGGUUCGUAUGGCAGGCCUCGGUUCUGGUGCACGCCCUCCCUCGGUAUGCCAUAGCGUUCCUGUACAAGAACUUCCACAUCGGACUGUUGCGGAAGCGACGGAAGGAGCUGGCAUAUCUGGCGUGCAUGUUGAACAUCACUGAGCUUAGUUCCCUGGUUGGGCUGACCAUGUGGACUUCGGUAUCCAACUACGAUGUGCAUAAGUUCUGCUUUAGCACUUUUGUGGUGACCUCGAUGCUCUACAUGCUGGUGCUGAUCAUCAUAAAUAGGGUGACCCGCGAGGGCGAUCUCCUGACUGCGUCCGAGCGCAAGUCAAUUAUGUACAAGAAAAGACUGUUCGUAGCCAAUCUCUGUUCGAUACUGCUGGCGGUUUACUUUUUUGUACGACACAACUCGUACUGCGAACCGGGAGUAUAUUCCCUAUUCGCUCUGAGCGAGUACGUGUUCGUCUACAGUAACAUUGGCUUCCACAUGACGGCCUAUUGGGACUUUAUCAGUGCCAACCUGUUCUUCGAUUGGAAAAACGGAAUCCACUUUUCGGCCGUCUGAUAAUACCAGAGCACUGAGCGCACUGACUAUUCACAUUUACGCGCUAUUAGCACGAUACUUAUUCACAUUUUUUAUAUCGGUAUUUUUGGUCACGUCUUUGCACUGACUGCUUGUGAUGAAA
Aedes albopictus (Asian tiger mosquito) is the source of this 1095-nucleotide messenger RNA. RefSeq names its product post-GPI attachment to proteins factor 2-like. The record is from RefSeq and is a predicted model, not a curated record. NCBI's taxonomy places the organism in Eukaryota, Metazoa, Arthropoda, Insecta, Diptera, Culicidae. Gene Ontology annotation, biological process: GPI anchor biosynthetic process. Gene Ontology annotation, cellular component: Golgi membrane; endoplasmic reticulum membrane. The transcript is spliced from 3 exons. The coding region runs from base 174 to 974 and encodes 266 amino acids.